This is a messenger RNA of Phascolarctos cinereus (koala), 622 nucleotides long. RefSeq names its product mitochondrial ribosomal protein L51 (gene MRPL51). Gene Ontology annotation, cellular component: mitochondrial large ribosomal subunit. The record is from RefSeq and is a predicted model, not a curated record. NCBI's taxonomy places the organism in Eukaryota, Metazoa, Chordata, Mammalia, Diprotodontia, Phascolarctidae. Gene Ontology annotation, molecular function: structural constituent of ribosome. Gene Ontology annotation, biological process: translation.
GUGAACGGAGGCAGCCAGCGUUGGCCUCUCGCAGAGGCGUCUGGGACAGCGCCCUCGCUUUCCCAGAAUCCUCCUGGGCAGCAGCUUGUUGCGGGGCCUGGCUAAUGGCGUGGUUGCUGACCCGGUGGGCGGGAUGGGCACUACGGCCCUGCGCAGCCCGAGCCGGCAGGAGCUUCUCCGUGGGUGUGCCGGAAACGGCCCCCGUGAGGACAACCCUCCCGCCCCCGAAAGUAGUGGAUCGAUGGAAUGAGAAGAGAAGCAUGUUUGGGGUGUAUGACAACAUCGGUAUCCUGGGAAACUUUGAACAUCACCCCAAGGAUCUGAUUAAAGGGCCCAUAUGGCUCAGGGGCUGGAAAGGGAAUGAAUUGCAGCGAUGUAUCCGUAAGAAGAAAAUGGUGGGAGAUCGCAUGUUUGUGCAGGACUUACACAACCUGAACAAGCGGAUCAAAUACCUCUACAAACAGUUCAAUAGAAAGGGCAAGCACCGCUAGAGGAGAAGGCUUCUCACGAUAGACACCUCCAUCCCCCACCUGGCACCUUUCAGGACACCUCGGGUAGGGAAACUCCUCAGUGUGGAGAAAGCCAUGUAAUGUGUUUAAUAAUAAAAUUGGUUAGCUAGGCA